Molecule: messenger RNA, 1047 nt
Organism: Pygocentrus nattereri (red-bellied piranha)
Lineage: Eukaryota; Metazoa; Chordata; Actinopteri; Characiformes; Serrasalmidae
Gene: drc12
Product: coiled-coil domain containing 153
Exons: 7
Coding region: 368-934 (188 amino acids)
Source: RefSeq, a predicted model, not a curated record
ACGACCGCAGACUUAUCGGCUUUGUCGGGGGCGUCACGGUUUCUCGUCAAAGCAGAAGCAGCUGCCUUUUUCACCGACACCCUGCGAGCACCGUUCCCUUUCUUCCUCCCCUCGGCUCUCCUCUGCUCCAAUGCGCUGCUCGCGGAGGGAAGUUGGGGCCGAAGUGGAGCAGAGACGCUGCGGAGCUGCGCGGCGCGUCUGUGUUUACUGCACGCAGUGUAAACAAUCGACAAGACGGACAACGAGAUAAAUAAAUCUAUCAGGGGGAAAUAAACGCCGCCUUCUGUGUGUCCCCUCCCGCGUUGGUAGCAGUAUUGUUCCUGUUCAGCCCCUUCCGCCUGCGCUCGCUCUCCACUCGCUGAACUUCAUGAUCUUCAACCAUCUCCUUCGCACAGGCAAUGAACUUGCUGAGAUGUACCGGAGAAGUGUUUUGGACGUGGCUGUCUUAAAAGACCACCUUGCUCUGAGGACGGACGCGGCACGGCAGGCGAUGUCAGUGAGAGAUGAUUUGAAGUGCCAGAUAAGAGACUUGAAGCAGGUGCUUUCUCAAGAGAAACUAGACACAAAGGAUAUCACUGCAGAUCUGAACCGUCAGUAUAAAUCCUUACAAAUGGACCUGGAAGCUAAAGUAAAACAGUUAGAAUCCAGUGUGUCGAUGCUUCAGAAACAGCUUGAUCAGUGUCAGGGUGAUUUAAAGACAGAAAGAGAGUGGCGAGCCCGAAUGGAGGAGGAAAAAGAUGCCCAGAUCGCUGACCUGCAAAGCAAGCUGGACAGUAUGGAGACGGAAUACGAGAAAAUCCUACAUGGCUGUUUGGACAGUUUGCUCUCACAUUUAGCUGUGGCUCGGAGACAGUGGGAGGAUGAGAGCUCGGAUGUUCAUCAGGAGUUCAAGGACAUGCUCACUGGGCUCGGGUUAAACCCACUAUACAUAUAAGGCAGACCCUAGUAUAACCCUAACCCUAACCCUAACCCUAACCCUAACCCUAACCCUAACAGUGGUUUUAAGAUCUAACUGUGUACCUUAAAUACAUUUUUCCCAGUGUAAAA